CCGGAAAUUUCCGCGCGUUAUUUUGAAUACUGCUUUUUCAGCAUAUUGAUGGUAUAUUAUUUAUCUAUCAGAAUAAUGCAUUAAGAUUGUCAUAUUUGAUUUCGUCGUUGGUUCCCUGAAAAGAGGGGUUUAAAGAUGGAGGAGAGGGAAAGGGGUGUAUUGAGGAAGAGUAGGAGCAUAUUUACACGUGACCUCGUGGAUCUGGACACAGUAUGUGACCGACUUUAUCAGAGAGAGGUCCUCAGUGAAGGAAUGAAGAAUGAUAUCUUGUCUGAGAAGACCAGGGAAAACCAAGUGAGAAAACUUCUGGACAUCAUUCCAAAGCGAGGCAAAAGAGCAUACGGGGCUUUCUUUGACGUUCUGGAGGAGACUUUUCAGCACAACCUCUCAGACAUUCUCUAUCCAGGGGGCAAGAAAGAUUUAAUUGAAAACAGGAAGUCUGAAAGGUUUCCUUUCAUAAAGAGUGCGUCGGCGACAGUGGAACCAAACAGAGAAAUUGUGAAACCCCCGCUGAUGCGGAGUAUGUCAGCAGAAGUUAGGCGAGAACCCGUGGAAUCGAUCAGCGAGUUUCAGGAACAGUCCUUUACGUGUGAGCUACCCCUGGAGGAAAAAGAUUUCCAGAACUUAUCCAUUGUAGACGAAGAGUUCAUCUUACCAGAGAAAUGGCCUUCAGAAACGGAGCAUGCCCAGUCAUUAAAUUUCAAAGUCCACAGAUCUCGAAGUUCAUCAGCUCUUUCUAGCCUUAAUGUGUCCCCUAAGUCGGAGGUCUAUCCUAUGGUGAAGAAACCUCGGGGAAGAUUAGUCAUCAUCAACAACUUCAAAUUUGGCAGACAGGAAGUGGACGUAGAGAGAAUGGGGAGAUCCCAACAAGAUGCCACCAGUUUGGAUUUGCUCUUCAAACAACUUCAUUUCCAAACAAAACAACACAGCAAUCUAACAUUAGAGAAACUUUCUGCCGUACUGGAGAAGGAGCGAACAUGUGACCACGCCUCACUUGAGUGUUACGUAAUGGUCGUUAUGUCACGUGGUGACGGAGAUCACAUCUAUGGUGUGAAUGGUUAUAAGAUAUGUAUAGACACCAUCAUUUCAAUGUUUGACGAUGAACAUUGCAGCAGUCUAAGAGGGAUUCCGAAGAUAUUUAUUUUCCAAGCAUGUGAUGAUGCAAAAUCCAAAUCAGUGGAUGAAAUAAAAACGGCUACCGAGAACCUGACAUCUAUGGUAUCUUCUUCAACAACGUCUGACCAAGCUGUGAACAUGAGGGCCGACAUGUUCGUUGUUAGGGCAACGCAAGAUGUGGAAGUGGAUUAUCAUGGCGUAUUUGGCUCCAGAUUUAUACAAUCUUUUGUAUAUCUUAUGCGCAACUUAGCAUUCAAAGAAGACUUCGAAGAAAUUGUUAAAAAGAUAAAUCUUCUGAAUUCGGUCAGUGAGCCAGAGAUAGUGGAAUAUGCCAGUUCAUUUUCAAGAAAAUUGUUUUUUAAUCCUUGACCAUUUACAAACUGAGACAGAGGAUAUGCUUUAUGUAUUUUAUUGGAGUGAAUGAUUUGGUGUGUUGUGACUUCAAUGAAUUUUACGUCCAUACAGACUAUGCACAUCACAGUUUUAUACUACUAAGUGCAAUAUCAUUUUCCUUUUAUUUAUAGGUAUCUCUCAAACAGUAUUUUACAAUUAAAUGAAAUUGUAGCAAAAGA
Saccostrea cuccullata (small rock oyster) is the source of this 1688-nucleotide messenger RNA. RefSeq names its product caspase-6-like. Gene Ontology annotation, biological process: regulation of apoptotic process; proteolysis. Gene Ontology annotation, molecular function: cysteine-type endopeptidase activity. The transcript has 10 exons. The record is from RefSeq and is a predicted model, not a curated record. The coding region runs from base 136 to 1485 and encodes 449 amino acids. NCBI's taxonomy places the organism in Eukaryota, Metazoa, Mollusca, Bivalvia, Ostreida, Ostreidae.